Messenger RNA from Nylanderia fulva, 1245 nucleotides. The record is from RefSeq and is a predicted model, not a curated record. NCBI's taxonomy places the organism in Eukaryota, Metazoa, Arthropoda, Insecta, Hymenoptera, Formicidae.
AUGACAGACACGAAGGCGAUCAUUGCCACCACCACGGUGCUGUACGGCAAGAUCUCGCGCGCGUUCGAGAACCUGCGGAAGCUCGGCGAGGCCAAUAUGACCCUCGGCGCGGUGGAGGCCCGGCUUCAAAAUCUCGAGAAGCUAUGGGAUAAAUUCGACGCUCUUAAUGAUACGUUAGCCGAUCGGGUUGACGAAAUAAAGCAUGAGGUCUACGCUAAACAGGACAUCCCGUCCUUAGGCGAGGAAGCUUACCUGCUGAACAAGGGCCUCAUGCUCGAUCUGAAGAGCGUUCUCCAGCUGCAGCUACAGGCAGCCAGCUCUACCGCGGCCGCGACAACUAGUCCCGCUCCUCGGACAGCGCUGCCAAAAAUCCAACCGCCUACCUUCGCCGGGAAAUACGAGGAUUGGUCUUCAUUCCGGGAUCUGUUCCAAUCCCUCAUCGGCCGGAAUCAGGCAGCAAAACCUGUGGAGAAGUUACACUACUUAAAACUUUGUGUGAAGGGUGACGCCGAUCUGCUGAUUCGUAACCUCAGCACCACAAAAGACAACUAUGAAAUCGCCUGGAAAACUCUAAGCGAUUAUUACGAGAACAAAAGAUUGCUGACUCGUAAUUAUCUGAAUAAUUUCUUAGCGUUGACCAAGAUGAAAAGCGAAUCCGCCGCUGAAUUGAGGAAGCUUUUCCAUGGAGUAAAAACAACUGUCAGCUCCCUGAAGAGCAUAGACCGACCGAUAGACCGCACGGAGGAUCUCUUCGUCCACCUCGUCGUAGAGCUCCUCGACAGCCGCUCUAGGCGAGAAUGGGAGAGUGAUAUAAGUCGACCCACGAGUCCGCCAAGCUACGCCUCGCUUGAGGCCUUCAUAGAACGUCGGCUCCAUACGUUGGAGGCGCUGUUUCCGGCCAGGAACGACAGCAGCAGCUCCAGCACUGCAAAAUCAACGAGGAGCCACCACGUCAAAGGCCAAGAUCCAAAAGAGAAGUCCAGAAGCCGCUCGUCCGUGAGCAUAAGCUCUGCUCAAACUGCCUUGGCCGGCAUCAAUCUUCCGAGUGCUCUUCGAAGAAGACGUGUACAGCGUGCGGCAGUCGACAUCACUCCUCGCUUCACGAUGCAUUCCGGGAAGCCGAGGCCGCCACGACGUCUCACGUGGCUCAAGGCGCAGACUCUUCCUCCGCAACGGUGCUGCUCGCUACAGCUAGGGUCCGCGUCCUCGACUGCCACGGAAGCUGGAAGUCCGCUCGCGCUCUGA